GCUGCGCGCCUCACCUGACUCACCUGACUCUCCUUACAGCCGCUCUGAAACUCAAUGCCAGGCCACAAAGUCUCCGGGAAAUAAGCGGUAAUUGUCAGGGACCUCCGCGUCUCUUCGGAUACAGACUGUAUGCUGACAUGGAACCAGUGUACCGAGGUUUGGGUCGCUGUGUGUGCUGUUUCUGGCUCGCAGUAGCCUUUGACAUUGUGGGACUGCUCGUGCUUCUCGUCGGGGUGUUUGUGAACGUGUUUUUCUAUGACCUACUCAUCUACGCUGGAGCCAUCGUCAUCUUCCUCAGCCUCAUCUGGUGGGUGUUCUGGUACUCUGGGAACAUUGAGGUUCCCCCGGCGGAGCUUGAGGAUGAUGUCGGGUUACUGAAGAAGGACAAGGGCGCUUUGAGCGGCAUCAGCGGCGCGGUGAGGCGCCUCUCCAGCCGCGUGUCCAGCGGCAUCAGGACGUCAUUCCGUAGGAACGGAGGACCGUCCACCAGCACCCACACAGCCCGCGCGCAGAGGUCAGCCGGAGGGCUGCCGGUGGGCCCGCAGUUGGAGCAGGUAGCCGUUGCCAUGGCAACGAUGACCCCACAGGAGGAUACCCCGCACACUGCUGUCUCCUCAGCGGCGGACUGUGACGUAGAAAUGCCGCACACAACAACAGAGACUUCACCUACAUAGUGUAGUCCGACAGAGACUUGAGGGAGCCUGCCCUACAGUGUCUUCAGCUAACUCCAGUUGAUGCUCAAUUUUUUUUUUUACUGUUUGUGUGUUUCAUGAGAAAUAUUUGAUAAUUGAUGAUAUC
Cottoperca gobio is the source of this 798-nucleotide messenger RNA. RefSeq names its product transmembrane protein 238. Lineage: Eukaryota; Metazoa; Chordata; Actinopteri; Perciformes; Bovichtidae. The coding region runs from base 138 to 674 and encodes 178 amino acids. The record is from RefSeq and is a predicted model, not a curated record. The transcript has 2 exons.